AUGCCAGUAAGCAGCUCUUCAUUAAUCUUUUUUUUUUUUUUUGGAGUGAGGAAGUGCUUUGACAGAUUUUCCAGGUCAUUUGAAAUGUGCACUUUAGCGAAAGAGAAACAAAUACCACAACUUUGUAAUUCUCUUUUUAUAUAAAAACUACAAGAGGACUUGCAUUCACACAAAGAAUAGUGCACAUGCUUUGUAAUCUAAGCCACGUAUGCACAUGGAAAUUUGAGAUAAGUGCAUCCCCAUUCAGGAAUGUCCACCUGAAAUCUUUAUCAGAAAUAUUUUUUUCUUAAUGUUUUCUACCACCACCCCAGCCAUUUAUUAUUUAUUUAUUUAUUCUUUAACAUUUGGGGAGAUUUGUAUUUGCAAAUCUUCUGCAUGAGUGUGGGAGAUUAAGGAUGAGGACCCGCGCCUGGUGAAGCUCUGAUGACCCGCGCCUGGUGAAGCUCUGAUGACCCGCGCCUGGUGAAGCUCUGAUGACCCGCGCCUGGUGAAGCUCUGAGGACCGGCGCCUGGUGAAGCUCUGAUGACCCGCGCCUGGUGAAGCUCUGAGGACCGGCGCCUGGUGAAGCUCUGAUGACCCGCGCCUGGUGAAGUUCUGAGGACACUCUCUGUGCUGCGGUCCCUCUGCGGCGAGAUGCCGCAGGCAGCGGAGCCCGGCUCUGCGCUCUGCCCCCAGUAGCAAGAAGCCCACCCCCUGCCUGCAUGCUAUAAAAACCCGGCAGUGGGAGGGGGGUCCAGCCAUCAGGCUGUUGUGCUCUGGAUACACCUCUCACUGUGCGGAUUUCUGUCAUCCCUAUAAUUAGGCUCCUGUGUUUCUCUUGGUUAGAAGCCUUUGUGGAGGAUGAGUCGCCACAUGGGGAUGCUUCUCUUUGCCUUGGGAGUCGUCUCGGCCAGCAUGGCUCAAGGGACCAGGGGCCGGGGACUGCAGGCCGGGAUGAAGGCAGGUGGGGGGAACAGCCCCGCCUCGUACCAUUCAGAAGACCACGCUGAAUGGAGCACCUGGUUCAACGUAGACCAUCCCGGAGGCCGAGGCGACUAUGAGCAACUGGACGCUAUCCGCUACUACUAUCGCGACCGGGUCUGCGAGCGGCCCGUGGCCAUCGAGGCUCGCACUACCGACUGGGUCCCUGCCAGCAGCACCGGGGAAACAGUCCACGCCGACCCAGUGCUGGGCUUCUGGUGCACCAACUCCGAGCAGCCGGCCGGGCACAACUGCUCCAACUACGCCGUCCGCUUUCUGUGCCCUCAGGGAGGGCCUGUACCUGUCAGCCUCAGCUCCUGGGCCCCUUGGUCAGACUGGAGUGACUGUUCAGCCCAGUGUGGCCAGGCAGGCGUACAGGUGCGCUCCAGGAGCUGCAAUUCUCAUGCCCAACACUGGGAGCAGCAGUGCAAUGGGCCUGCAGUGGAAGGCAGAGCCUGUAAAGGACCAGCAUGUCCAGAUGAUACUCCAGACUGCACCAUGCAGUGCAUCAUGGGACGUGUGAAUGCAGAAUGCGAUGCCUGCAUGUGCGAGGACCACCUCCUGCUGGGCUCAGUCCGUAGCGCCGGCGGGCUCCCCGCCCCAGGGGCCGCCAUCCUCAGGGGGGGCCGGUACCCCAAGCUGCUUACUGUCACUGACCACAACGGGCACUUCCGCAUCCCUGGCGUGUGCCCGGACGGUAACGGCACAUUGACGGUGCGCCUGCAGAAGCACACGCCGCUCACUACUGUGGUGCCGCACAGCACAGAGCGCACGUCCGUGCUGCACGUCAGGCUGGAGCGAGCAGAGAAGCUGUACAUGGUGAAGCACCCAGAACACAAAGCCCGCCGUCUGGGCCAGACGGCCGCGUUCUGCUGCAAGGCGUCCGGCUCUCUGGAGGUGCAGCAUUACCAGUGGUUCCACAACGGCAGCUUGUUGGACCAGAGGCAGCUGAAUUACGACAGCACCCUGGUACUGAGAAACCUGCAGAUGGACCAGGCUGGGGAGUACUACUGCAGAGCGAGCAAUGAGGGAGGGAGCAUCAAGUCCAAGGCAGCCACACUUACCGUCAUAGGUACUGACACACCCCCAUGUCACCCCAAACCCAAACCCCACUUGAUCCGUCUGCCCCACGACUGCUACCAAAAUGCGAGCGAGUCUUUUUACUAUGACGUGGGGAAGUGUCCAGAGGCCACGUGUGUGGGGAAACGAGACAACGGCAUCCGCUGCAAGGACUCUGUGCUGUACUGCUGUGGGAUCGCCAUGAUGGAAGAGAGGCAGAUAUCCUGCCAGGGGUACCAGCUGCCCAUCAUGGUGGCCAAGGAGUGCGGCUGCCGCAAGUGUGUGGACACCAAGGCCAUAGUGCGUGGCCGGGCAAUGGCGGCAGACAACGGGGAGCCAUUGAGGUUUGGACACAUCUUCAUGAAUGGUGUCAGAGUCAGUCGUACGGGCUACAAGGGUACCUUCUCCAUCCCGGUCCCUCCAGACACUCAGAGGCUUGUGCUGACCUUUGUGGAUCACAUGCAGAAGUUGGUGAACACCACCAAGGUUCUGCCCUUUAACCAGAAAGGUGGAGCUGUGUACCACGAGGUCAAGCUGCUGAGGAAGAAGGAGCCGGUGACUCUUAGUGCAUCGGAGGCCAGCACACUCCGGCUGGGAGAGGUGGAAGAUCAGGAUCCCAUUGCAUACCUCCAAAUCCCACCCAAUUCUUUCUACCGAGAAAAUGGAGAGGUCUACACAGGCAAUGUGAAAGCCAGUGUCACAUUCCUGGACCCAAGAGAUAUCUCAACGGCAACUGCUGCACAGAGUGACCUCAACUUCAUUGAUGAAGAAGGCGAUAUGCUUCCUCUGAGAACCUAUGGGAUGUUUUCGCUGGACUUCCGCGAUGAGAAUGAGGGCAACCCUCUGAAUGCAGGUGAGGUGAAGGUGCUCCUGGACUCGGCCCAGGUGAAGAUACCCGAACACCAGGACUCUAUGAAGCUUUGGUCUCUGAAUCCUGAAACGAGCCUGUGGGAGGAGGAGGGGGACCUUCACAUUGAGAAGAAGCAGAGAGGAAAACGAGAAGAGCGGACUUUCCUCAUCGGUAACAUGGAGAUCAGGGAGAGGAGGCUGUUCAACCUUGAUGUUGCAGAGAACAGGAGGUGUUACAUGAAGGUACGAGCUUUCCGCAGUGAGCGCUUCAUGCCCAGUGAGCAGGUAGAGGGUGUGGUGAUGACCCUAAUCAAUAUGGAGCCCACAGCAGGAUAUUCAUCCAACCCACGGGCCUGGGGCCGGUUUGACAGCGUCAUUACUGGGCCUAAUGGUGCAUGUCUGCCAGCUUUCUGUGACGAUCAGAAGGUGGACGCUUACUCAGCCUAUGUCUUGGCUAACAUGGGUGGGGAGGAGCUAGAGGCAGUUGCAUCCUCUCCUAAAUUCAACCCAAAUACUAUUGGAGUCCCCCAACCUUAUCUUGGCAAGCUCAACUACAAGAGAACAGACCAUGAUGACCCAAGGGUGAAGAAGACGGGGUUUAGUAUCAAUGUGGCCAAGCCAAGUCCCAAUGUGGCUGAUGAGGGCAAUGGCCCAAUUUAUGCCUUUGACAACUUGAAAGAGUGUGAAGAGGCCCCCUUCAGCUCGGGACACUUCCGCUUCUACAGGGUGGAGGGGGAUCGGUACGAUUACAACACGGUGCCUUUCAAUGAGGAUGAUCCCAUGAGCUGGACAGAGGAUUACCUCAGCUGGUGGCCUAAGCCAAUGGAGUACCGUGCCUGCUACAUGAAGGUGAAGAUAAACGCUCCCCAUGAGAUCAAUGUGCGCUCACGUAACAUGGGCGGCACCCACCCUCGAACCGUGGGCCAGCUGUACGGCAUCCGAGAUACGCGCAGCAUCCGGGACAUGGACAAAACUACCGUUUCUGCCGUGUGCGUGGAGUUCAAGUGCAGCGGGAUGCUGUAUGACCAGGACCGCGUGGACCGGACCUUGGUGAAGAUCAUGGCCCAAGGCAGCUGCAAACGUGACAGCGUAACGCCCAUGCUACAAGAGUACCUGGUCAACCACCUGCCGCUUGCCGUAAACAAUGACACCAGUGAGUUCACCAUGCUGGCGCCCCUAGAUCCCCUGGGCCACAACUACGGCAUCUACACCGUGACCGAUCAGGACCCGCGCACGGCCAAGGAGAUCGCGUUGGGCCGCUGCUUCGACGGGACCUCAGAUGGCGCCUCCCGGGUCAUGAAAACCGACGAAGGCGUCGCUCUCACUUUCACCUGCAGCGACAAGGAAGUAACCCGACAGAGUGUCUUCCAGGCUCUCCAGAACGUUCCGGGGCCAUCAGUGGUGAGCGCCGCAGGAGAGGGCCGGCCGAACAGGAGGCAGAGGGGCAGUGCGGGCGCACUGCGUAGCAGCCGCCGGCGUAGUGUCCAGAACUCGCCCGCCAGACGGGGCAGGCCUGCCCGUUAAGUUCUGUGGGGCAGGCAGCAGCUCAUCACACCGCAGAGGCACAAUGACCCCCCCCAGGAGAAAACCAACUGCCAGGUUUGUCGUGGCAUUUUAACUUAAGGGUGCCUCGUGGGCUGUUUCUUUUUCCUAUGUUUAAUAUGUAACUUAGAUAUUUAAUAGCAGGUAUACUGUGAUAAAUAUUUAGUACUUGAAACUGUAAAUAACGGGAUAUUUAUUACACUGAGCAGGAAUCGAUAGUGUGUGUAUUCUGGACUAAUCCCUAUUAAAAUGACGUUUACAUAAUUA
Paramormyrops kingsleyae is the source of this 4678-nucleotide messenger RNA. It is a transcript of the gene cilp, whose product is annotated as cartilage intermediate layer protein, nucleotide pyrophosphohydrolase. The record is from RefSeq and is a predicted model, not a curated record. Lineage: Eukaryota; Metazoa; Chordata; Actinopteri; Osteoglossiformes; Mormyridae.